AUGUCCGCAACGGAAACCGUCCCUCCUGAGUCAGCACAGGCUGGAUCAUUCCCGUUGGCAGCACAGAUCCCCUUGAAGGAUUUCAAUCUACCAGAAUUUCCUCCAGAGGCCUCACAUCUGAGAGAACUCACCCUCACGGCGGACAUCAAGCUCGAUGAAUAUCAGAACCUGGUUCAGUCCAAGCCGCCCGAUGCCAUCGUCACCCAGCCACCCCUACCCAAUCUGCCACCGUCCAUCACCUCAUUGACGUUGGAAUUGUUCGGUCUAGGAUUUCCAGGCAACCCUCCGUUCUUGACCAGACUUUCCCGGAUGCUCCCGCACUUGAGGAGCUUAACACUGUUCAGCUGCCUCAUCGACGGCCUGGAUGAAGCCUCCCGAAAAGAUGCGGAGAAUUUCUUUGAAAACUUGCCAUUGCUUCAAGAGUUGCAUAUCAUUGACUCUUUCGCACGACCCGGCUUUUUCAAGACUCUCGGUGGGCUCUUCGACGCUCGAUCCAAAGAAGGUGACGGGAAGGGCAUCAAAGUGGUCGAUAUCAGCUACACGUUUCGCGGACAUGAGGACAGCGAUUUCUUGGCUCGAGUGCAGGGCGAGGAAUUAGCUGGACUGAUUGUCAAAGGCAUCGUGGGCGCCAGUUUUGACUUCGUGCCAUCUGUCGGGGAUGAUCUGGCAGAGGCGCCGGAGGGUCAAGACGGGAAAAAAGAGAAGGAGAAAAUGCCCCAGGGAAUCUUGCCAUUCGCAAGUGAUGGACGGGCACCGGCGGCGGUGAAGAAGAGGUUUGAAAACCUGAGCUUGGACGGACAGCUGGGCUCGGUGAAGGUGUUGAACCUGGGUAUGUGGUCUCUCCGACCGGUUGAGGUUGGAGAGGUGGUCUAUGCGUGUGCGGGAGGUGGUGAGGCCGGACUGGUUGAUCUUACCGUCAGUGUGCUAUUGGAAGAUAACUGGGUCGAUGAGUUGAUCAAAGGACUGGGUUACAAGGGCGGUGGAGGAGCCCUGGAAGGUAUCGAGAUCAUUGGAGUGCCGGAUAAAGCAAACGAAGAGGAUGAAGAUUGGAAAUCAGGGCUCGCCGUGAUGAAGAAGGAAGAAGUCGAAAAAUUAGGCGAGGCAUGUCCGAGGCUGGGCAAGUUCGGCAUGAGUAUUCUUAAGGUCAAGAGCGCGCCGAAUGUGCUGUUUAUGAAGGAACAAGGUUCUUGGACUCCAAGAUAA
This is a messenger RNA of Rhinocladiella mackenziei CBS 650.93, 1203 nucleotides long. RefSeq lists its product as uncharacterized. The transcript has a single exon. The record is from RefSeq and is a predicted model, not a curated record. Bases 1 to 1203 code for a protein of 400 amino acids. Lineage: Eukaryota; Fungi; Ascomycota; Eurotiomycetes; Chaetothyriales; Herpotrichiellaceae.